CGACGAACCUUCUGGGCUAUACGAGGGACGAAGCCUUCAUCUCGUGGUCAGUGGCCUUUGUGUUUGGCUAAUCAAGUACACAGUCCUUCGGCCCCUUCACAACCCGGUGUGAUUUCCUAUUAUUUGCUGCCCUACAAACCAAGCCAGCAGACUAUUCGUGUUCUUAAAGCGUCCAAGUAUUCAGCGAACUGCACCCCCACCAUGGCCAAGCUUGUUCGGCAAUCCCAAUGGGAUGCCCAAGUUGCUCAAAGUAUACACCACGACAAGAUCCUCGUUCAGAAUCUGGAAGUCGUCGUCAACGCUGGCAAGGACGUAUGGGGCCGUCCGAAGAAGCAACGAGCGUUGGUCAGUGUCACGUUGAUUUUGGGCAAGCAAUUCACAUCCGCAUCCUCGACAGACUCAGUCGACGAUAGCACCGUGCACUAUGGAACGCUUAGCAAGGCCAUCCAAGCACACUUUCAAGACGACAAGCUGGCCUGGCUGUCCACUGCUGCGCUCUCGGACACGGUAUUGCAGUGCGUGCGAGGCGUGACGGGCUCGACAGCCAUAUAUGCCAUCGAAACGAAUGUCUGCUACUUGAAAGGGAGCAUGUUUGGAGACGGGGCUGGCCACAUCACCUCGACGAUUGGUGAUUCAAACGUGCGCUCAAAUGUGCUAUAUCUGCGCAACGUCCGCAUCCCGUGCAUAAUCGGCGUCAAUUCUAACGAAAGGCUACAAAAGCAGCCGGUGGUUCUCAAUGUUUGGGUUGAUAAAGUAUCCGACGCUCGAGCCGAUGACUAUGCAGCAUUGGAGGCCCUCUUGUUCAACCUCAUCUCCGAGUCUUCGUAUCAGACAAUCGAGAGCCUGCUAGCAUGGCUCAUAGAAGAGCUCAAGCAGAAGUUCUUCACAAGAGAGGAGGACCAAGAUGCAUGGAUCAGGCUCAGAAUCGAAAAGCCGCUGGCGGUGCCUUUCGCCGAUGCACCUGCCGUCGAGAUAACGCGCCCAGUACGGUCGAGCCAGGACUGAUCAUCAGGAUCAGCCUUUCCCUGAGUUCUGAGUUGGCAAGCAUAGAAUCUUCAUGGUGGAUGUGUAUUAUGUAUUAUGCGACCCCACGUGGUCCAAGCGACAUGCCCGCGGGCGUGGGAGGCAAUGAACGCCACACCUCGCAACCGCAUUCCCCCGACAAACAGGCCGCCAUCUUCAGGGUUCAGCUGCGGCAUCGACUCCGAUUUAUUUUCUCUGCUCUCCACAUGCAGUUCAGCGUCGAGUGGCACGCUUGCCACACUCCAGCUUUUGGCCUGGGGUAGUAGUGGUUGGGCGAAUGGCGGGCAUGUGGUUGAGCACGCUAUGUCAUGCUACAUGUUUAGUGCGGCGGCCAGAACGAGGGGCGCUCGAGAGAAAUUCCUGGUCAUAGCUCCCACAUGAAAAUUGUUUCCCC
Molecule: messenger RNA, 1417 nt
Organism: Cucurbitaria berberidis CBS 394.84
Lineage: Eukaryota; Fungi; Ascomycota; Dothideomycetes; Pleosporales; Cucurbitariaceae
Exons: 2
Coding region: 202-1005 (267 amino acids)
Biological process (GO): folic acid-containing compound metabolic process
Cellular component (GO): cytoplasm
Molecular function (GO): dihydroneopterin aldolase activity
Source: RefSeq, a predicted model, not a curated record